Messenger RNA from Aspergillus puulaauensis, 1449 nucleotides. Its product is annotated as aminopeptidase P family protein. The coding region runs from base 1 to 1449 and encodes 482 amino acids. The record is from RefSeq and is a predicted model, not a curated record. Lineage: Eukaryota; Fungi; Ascomycota; Eurotiomycetes; Eurotiales; Aspergillaceae. Gene Ontology annotation, molecular function: metalloaminopeptidase activity; manganese ion binding. The transcript has 2 exons.
AUGCGUGUCUCAGAUCCGUCAAGCCUUGCCAUCUCCCCUGAUGACUCGUGCGACAUUUGCCUUACGGUCGUGACAGAUUCCGAGUGUGACAAGUAUCCAGCGAAACAACAUGCGCGCAGGGUCGCUGCCAAACUAGGGGCCCGCGACGGCCUUAUCUAUCUCGUCGGCAAAGCUACCAUAAACUGGGGCGACUCAGACCAACCGCGGCCCUUCCGACAGAGACGCUACUUUUACUACUUGAGUGGCAUAGACGAAGCGGAUUGCUACCUGACAUACGACAUUCGCAGCGAUUUCUUGACUCUUUAUGUUGCGAACUUUAGCUUGCACAACGCGAUAUGGAUGGGCCCUACACUGACUGUGGAUGAGGCACGACAGCGGUACGAUGCGGAUUGCUUUCGCUACUAUGAUUCUCUACGUCAUGACCUGAGGAGAUGGGUGGACCAAUACAACAAACACAGCCCGAUCUAUAUCCUGCACAGUUCGCAGAGGCCUGAAAUCGUGUCGGACCAGCUCCGGCUGGAUGAUGAGUCAUUGAUACCUGCAAUGGAUGCUGCCCGCGAGGUGAAGGACGAAUACGAGAUCCAAAUGAUACGUCAAGCCAACAAAAUAUCUGGCCUUGCACAUCGAAGGAUUCUCGAGAACAUACACCGCAUGUCGAAUGAGAGUGAAAUCGAAGGACUGUUCUUGGACGCAUGCGUGUCUCAUGGGGCCAAGAACCAGGCUUAUGAAAUAAUUGCCGGAUCUGGCCCCAAUGCAGCCGUGCUACAUUAUGUGAGAAACGACGAACCUCUCAGCGGGAGACAGCUCGUCUGUCUUGAUGCAGGCGCAGAAUGGGACUGCUAUGCGAGUGACGUCACCCGCACCUUUCCAUUGGGACAAGAGUGGCCGAGUGUGUAUGCAAAAGACAUAUAUGCCAUCGUAGAGGAGAUGCAGGAAGAAUGCAUCCGACGUGUUAGGCCGGGUGUGCGAUUCCGGGACUUGCAUGAGCUCGCACAUGCCAUUGCCAUCAAAGGACUCCAAAAGCUCGGAAUCCUCGGACGCGGAACCGUAGAAGAAAUCCGUCGAUCCGGAGCGUCUUCAAUCUUCUUCCCCCAUGGUCUGGGCCACCAUGUAGGACUGGAAGUCCAUGAUGUGUCCGCACAGCCGAUAACGGCGAAUGGACGUUGGAUCAGGGAAUUCGUACCACAAAUGAGCACGCCACUCCUUCAGGAGGGGAUGGUGAUUACUAUUGAGCCUGGGGUGUACUUCAACAAGCUUGCGUUGCAGAAUGCGCAACUGUUGCCGCUGGCGAAGUAUAUCAACUUCGAGAAGACUGAGCAGUAUACCCCUAUUGGCGGAGUGCGCAUUGAGGACGAUCUUUUAGUCACUGGCACAGGGUACGAGAACUUGACCACCGCACCAAAGGGCGAGGAGAUGUUCGAGAUUCUGCGUGGCCGCGGAAAACAAUAA